Molecule: messenger RNA, 727 nt
Organism: Triplophysa dalaica
Lineage: Eukaryota; Metazoa; Chordata; Actinopteri; Cypriniformes; Nemacheilidae
Product: histone H3
Exons: 1
Coding region: 75-485 (136 amino acids)
Cellular component (GO): nucleosome
Molecular function (GO): DNA binding; structural constituent of chromatin; protein heterodimerization activity
Source: RefSeq, a predicted model, not a curated record
CCUAUAUAAACUGCCAGCAGAGGGAAGUUAUACAUUCGAUUCCGCUUUAACGGCGAAAAGCUGAAACUCCAGUUAUGGCAAGAACUAAGCAAACCGCUCGUAAGUCCACCGGUGGCAAAGCGCCGAGGAAGCAGCUCGCCACUAAAGCAGCCCGUAAGAGCGCUCCAGCCACCGGCGGCGUGAAGAAGCCUCAUCGUUACAGGCCCGGUACCGUGGCGUUGAGAGAAAUCCGCCGCUACCAGAAAUCCACAGAGCUGCUGAUUCGUAAGCUGCCUUUCCAGCGUCUGGUGAGAGAAAUCGCUCAGGACUUCAAGACUGAUCUGCGCUUCCAGAGCUCCGCCGUCAUGGCCCUGCAGGAGGCCAGCGAGGCUUAUUUGGUCGGUCUCUUUGAAGACACAAAUCUGUGCGCUAUCCACGCCAAGAGAGUCACCAUCAUGCCCAAAGACAUUCAGCUGGCACGCCGCAUCCGUGGAGAACGCGCUUAAACUCCUGAGCUCAAACUCCGCCACUUCAACCCCAAAGGCUCUUUUAAGAGCCACUUCAAUUGCACUGAUCGAGACUGUUUCCCUUGUAGUCUUUUCCUGUAGUAACCGUUUUAAUUUCGAUGUGUUUAUAUACAAAUCUAGACUGUCGUUUCUUUAAACUAGUGGUGUUCUUAACAGCGUUGAACCAUUGCAGCACAUUUUUUUUUUAACGUAAAAUACACGUUUAAAUAAUCUCGAGCAAA